Molecule: messenger RNA, 4059 nt
Organism: Paramisgurnus dabryanus
Lineage: Eukaryota; Metazoa; Chordata; Actinopteri; Cypriniformes; Cobitidae
Source: RefSeq, a predicted model, not a curated record
ACUCCCUUUGUGCCACAGAAGAAGUAGCAUUACAAAUGCUAUUCCAGGAUAAGGAUAUUUAUAUUUCUGUUCUUCAAACUGUUUCAGGUAUUUUCAAUUCAAUUCAAUUUUAUUUAUAUAGCGCUUUUCACAAUUGUUAAUAGUUGCAAAGCAGCUUUACAUGAGUAGAUGUAGAGGAGAACACCGAAAAUCAAUAGAUACUAUAAGAAGUAGAAUAUAGCGGCUAAGAAUAAACCGUACAAGCGAGCGUAUUAAUAAUGUAACGUAUACAGUACAGUGCUAAGUUAAGCCAAAGUUGGCUGACUCUCCCUGGGACGAAAAAACCCCCUAGGAGAAAACCCGGUGGGAAAAACUCCUAGAAGGACAAAAACCCUUGGGAGAAAUUAAUAUAUAUUUAUAUAUAUAUAGACACGGAAGGGAUAGGAAGCGGGUAAGCGAUUAAACUGGUUCAACCGGUGGUCAUUGGUCGCGCAAUGGCUGGGCAUCACGUUGAAGCACCGCCAGUAGAUCAGUGGUGUGAUGACCUUCACAGCAACAGGAACUGGGUCUGGUUGUCUCAUUGUCCUCGGGGUCGAGGACGAGACAGGGAGACAAAAACAGAAUUCUAUUAGCGUAGGGGCCGUUCGCAUGUAAUGCAAGUGUCAUACAUUAUAGUGGUUUAAGUCAGCUCGGUUCCAGGCUAACUAUUGUGGCAAUAGUAUAUUACCCAUAUGAGGUAUGUGAGUGCUUUGUUCUAGACAAAAUAACUACUGCGGGAAAAGUACAUUUACUGGACAUUCUAUGUGAAUGCUUUGUUAAAGAAGAAUGUCUUAAGUUUAGAUUUAAAUUGGAUCAGACACUCGACUGUGUCUGAUACUCGAACAUUAUUUGGUAAAUCAUUCCAGAGCUUAGGGGCCAAGUAGGAAAAGGAUCUACCACCUUUAGACACUUUUGAUAUUCUAGGGAUAAUUAAGUAACCAGAAUUUUGUGAUCGCAGUUUACGUGGUGGAUUGUAUUCUGAUAGUAGUUCUUUAAUAUACGAGGGUGCUAGGCCAUUUAAGGCUUUGUAGGUGAUUAGUAAUAUUUUUAAUUGUAUGCGAUGUUUAACUGGUAGCCAGUGUAAAGAUGCCAGAAUUGGACUAAUGUGGUCAUACUUUUUAGAUCGAGUAAGCACUCUUGCGGCAGCGUUUUGAACCAGCUGUAGCUUGUUUACCUGAUUUGCAUUGCAUCCCCCGAGUAACGAGUUACAAUAGUGUAUUCUAAAGGUCAUAAAAGCAUGGAUAAGCUUUUCUGCAUCUGAUGCAGACAGCAUAUGGCGUAUUUUUGAGAUAUUUCUAAGAUGGAAGAAUGCUGUGCGGAAGACGUUGGAGAUAUGACUAUCGAAAGAUAGAUUGCUGUCAAACAUUACGCCUAAAUUCUUAACCGUGGAAGAUGGCACCACCGUGCAGCCAUCUAUGGGCAACUUGAAAUUUGACAUAUUAUGUUUGGAGUGAUUUGGUUCAAUAAUAAGUAUCUCAGUCUUAUUGGAGUUAAGCAUAAGAAAGUUAUGUGCCAUCCAGUCCCUAAUAUUACUAAUGCAUUCUGUUAGCUUAGCAAACUGGUGGGUUUCGCUAGGAUGUGACCAGAGUUGGGUAUAACGCGUUACUGUGUAACGCAUUACUGUAAUCUAAUUACUUUUCCUGGUAACGCAGUAAUGUAACGCUUUACAUUUUAAAUGUAUGUAAUUUGACUACAGUUACCAAUUUUAAUAAAAUUACGUUACUAGCGUUACAUGAAGUGUUGAAAAAAUAAUUAAAAUGUAUUUUAAAAUGACGUUUUGCGCAGCAACGUCAGUUAAUGAGCAUGCGCGCAGCGUCAGUUAAACAGCAUGCUUUAAUCACUUAUCGGAGGACGCGCGCUAAAAUGGAUGCAGAGUGUGCUGGUUGUUUCUUUAAAUGGAAAUACAGACAUUAUUUUAAUUUCAUUGAGUGUAAAAACAAAAAUAUUACUGUUAAAUGCAAACUUUGUGCAAUUCCUAAAGAGCUUUCUACUGCUCUUAACUCCACGAGCAAUUUGUUUAAGCACUGAAGCAGAAAGCAUUCGACAACAAAACUCGUCGCCAAGGAUAAUGAUGCACGUGCCCAAGAAGAAAGCAGCCCAACCAAGCCUAAACAGGCUAAAUUGGAUUUUUCUUCAGGUUCGUGAAGGAAAGUAACUUCGGAACAAGUAAAGAAGGCUGUAGCAGCAUACGUCGUGGAGGAAAUGCUGCCCUUGUCCACUGUGGAAUCACAGUCAUUCAGAGAUAUACUUGCGAUGAUACCCGUGACGGACCUGUCUAAUGUGACGCAGGACCGAAAGACAUUUUCAAGGUACUUGGAUAAAUGUUAUGCUGAGAUGGAGCAUGAACAUUUGAGCGUCUAGAGGAUGUCUCCACAACCGCAGACAUUUGGACUAGUAAUAAUAAAAGCUUCCUUGGGAUGACUGCCCAUUGGAUUAAUCCUGUGUCUUUUAGCCGUGAAAAAGCUGCUAUAGCCUGUAAAAGAAUUAAAGGAAGGCAUACAUAUGAUGUGAUUGGAAGUGAAAUUGGGCAGGUGCAUUCAGCAUUUGGGCUAUCAAGUAAAAUCACAGCGACAGUCACAGACAACGGGUCAAAUUUCCUAAAAGCGUUCAGAAUGUAUGCACCUACUGAAGAAACACAAUCUGAUUCUGAAGACGAUUUUGAUGACGAUGAAGUGACAUUCACAGAUGUCGGCCAGGCUCUCUCCUCUGAGUCGGACCGACAAUUUACUCUUCCCCCUCACCUGAGCUGUGCUUCCCACAUGCUUAAUUUAGUGUCGCGCAAUGAUAUAGAAAAAUGGCUUACAACUAAAAAUGAGUCCAAAACUACAUACAGAAGUGUCCUUGCCAAGUGCUCUGGUUUGUGGACUAAAGCAAGUCGCUCGACAGUGGCCUCAGAGGUAGAGGAGGAUGUAAUAAAAAGAAAGCUCAUCGUUUCCACCGCAACGAGAUGGAAUUUAUUUCAUGAUGCACUGUCACUUGUGUCUCAAAUCGCACUUACAGAUUUAAACACCCUUUGCAAUCAAAUGGGGAUAAAAUGCAUCACAGAAAAGGAAUAUCUUUUCCUAAAGGAAUAUUGCGCAGUACUGAAGCCCCUCGCCACUGCCCUGGAUAUCUUACAAGGUGAAGAUCACUGCUAUUACGGCACCAUCCUACCAACACUCGAAGUUCUCAUGUCCAAAACCUUGGCACUUAAAAGUGGUCUUUCCGCUAUGACAUCUGGUCUGCCAGAAGCGAUUGCCAUACAAGCACGAUUCAGCUCUGUCUUGGACAGUAAUGAUGCACUUUUGGCAGCUGCCACUUUACCUUGUUUCAAGUUACGCUGGAUUAAGGAUGAGGGGAAAAAAAAACAUGUGAAGUCAUUGCUGGUUGCAGAAUGUCAAGCUCAACGCUCUGAGGGCCCCACUGUGGAGCAGAAACCUUCUACCUCCAAUGACAAUGAUUUUUUUUAUGUUUGAAGAUGAGGAUACGUCUUACUCUUAUUCUUCAGAGACAGAAGUCAUGGAGUACCUGAAGUCUUCUGCAUUAGAGCUAGACAUUCUCAACAAAUUCCCAAACAUUAAAGGCAUCUCCCUCAAAUACAACACUGCAACACCAUCGAGUGCUCCAGUUGAAAGACUUUUUAGUUUAGGGAGUCUCGUGCUGACCCCAAAGAGAAACAGACUUUCCAGCAAGCGAUUUGAGAAACUUCUUCUGAUGAGAUACAAUCACUACUUUACUGACAAGUAAAAGAUGAAUUUAUACCCUGAAGAAGUGUAGAAAAAGCUUUCGCAGUUCAGUACAUGUACACAGAAAAAAAAAACUUUUUAAGCAUUCAAAUAGGCACUUUAUUUUAAUCAUUACUGUUUUAAAUGUUAUCAGAAACAUUUUCACAUUUAAGUUUUUCAUUAAUGUUCACAAACAGUAAGGAUAUAUUGCAUACACAUUCAUCCUAGCAAUGUUCUAUGAAUGUAAUACAUUGUACACAGACACGUUUAAAAGUAAUACAAUUUCAUUGUUAGGCAGGUUAAGUCUAAAGUCAAGUUGAAGUUUUCAUCUGUAAUA